Messenger RNA from Vigna unguiculata (cowpea), 738 nucleotides. RefSeq names its product transcriptional regulator TAC1-like. The record is from RefSeq and is a predicted model, not a curated record. Lineage: Eukaryota; Viridiplantae; Streptophyta; Magnoliopsida; Fabales; Fabaceae.
AUGGAAAAUCCCAUGACAAAACGCCAAAAUCACACUCUCUCUUCAUACAAAACCGCUACUCUUCUAAACAGUUUUACCCAACGUUUUCUUCUUGUCUUUAUAUCUCACACCUUUCUUACACAUCCCUUUCUCAAUAUAAACCCCUCGCAUCUUGCAAUUCUCUUUAAGCUUAAGAGAUUCACAAAGAUCAACACUGCUAUGAAUUCAGAGAAGCCAGUCAGCCCUGAGAAUUUAAGUGAUGAAAAUGAUGAAGAAGAAGCACAAGAUGACAGUGGUGGAACCAAACGCUCUUAUGAGUGCACAUUCUGCAAAAGAGGCUUCACAAACGCUCAGGCUUUGGGGGGUCAUAUGAAUAUCCAUAGGAAAGACAGGGCCAGGGCCAAGCAAUUCACACUUGAAGCUUCACCUUCAAUUAACAAAUUCAACACUGAUGAAUCCAUAGUCUUUCCUUUUGCCUCACAAACUUUAAACCAACCCGCAAGGUCUAAUUACUCCAUUUUGGAGUCCCAGAGGAACUGUGACAGACACUUUCAUCCACCACCACCUGCAAGUGCCUUUUAUUACGACUUUUAUGACCCAAGGUCUCGGUCUUUGAGUUUCAACCAAGAGCUUCGCGGUGCCAACCUCAGUCUCCAAAUUGGUCCAAGUCAUCAUGUGGGUGAUGAUAUUCAUCAAGUCAGAGGAAACCAGAAAGAUAGUGAAGUGGACUUGGAGCUCAGACUUGGACAUCAUCCAUAA